AUGGGGGAAUUGAAUAAAACAAAGAUUUUGAACUAUUUUGAAAAGUUAAUUAAAUUGGAAAAUAUUUAUGAAAAUAAAGAAAUCGAACUAUGUUAUGAACAUUUAAAUAAAGAAGAAUUAGUUGAAAAAGGAAUUUUAUUAAAUAAUUUAACAAUUAAAAAUGUUAUGAAACAUUAUGGAGGGAAUAAUAAUUCUUAUAUUUUAAAAUUAGUAAAAAAAAAAAAAAAUAUAGACACUAAUGAUUUAAGCGAUGAUGACAAUUUAGAAAAUUUUAAUCAUAAUUUAUUUAGUAAAGGAAGUGUAAUACAUUUUUCAAAAAAAAGAAAAAAAUAUAAAAUUAAUAACGAUCAAAAUUGUAAAAAUGGUAAAAAUGUGAAUAAUAGUGUAACAAUGGGUGAUAAUAUAGGCAUAUAUACAUGUACAGUUAAUAAAAUAAAAAAAAAUAAAAUAAAUAUUUUAAUAAAAAAUAUAGAUAUGUUAUGUAAAGAACUUAAUGUUUCAAAUCCUUAUAUGUUAUCUGAAAAAUCUUAUUUUGAUAUUUGUUUAAUUAAUAGUGAAAUAUCAACAAAUAGACAAAUUCAAGCUAUUCAAUUAAUCAAAAAAUCGUUAGAAAAUCCAAAUGAAAUAUUAAAAAUUCUAUUUUUAGAUCAAAUUCCAACUCAAAACCCUUUUCUAAAAAAAAUAUUGUCUCUUUUUUCUGAGUACAACCAAGAGGAUGAAACUAAUCAGCCAAAUUCCACUCCAUUGCUUAGUCGCGUGUCAGAUAAAAGCACUUCAGAUAAAAACACUUUAGAUAAAAGUUUGGCAGAUAAAAGUUUGGCAGAUAAAAGUUUGGCAGACUACAUUUACAAGUGUAAUAAAACAAGUUGGGGAAAUCCCAAUUUAAAUUUAAGUCAAAAAAAGGCAGUAUACCAUUGUUUAUAUUCUGAUAAUAUUUUUUGUAUACAUGGGCCACCAGGAACUGGAAAAACAACCGUUUUAUGUGAAAUUAUAUUUCAAUUAUUAAAAAAUAAAAAUUGUAAAAUAUUAAUAACUGGGCCUAGUAAUGUGUCAGUAGAUAAUAUACUAGAAAAAUGUGUACAGAUGAAAAUAAAAAAUGUUUUUCGUAUAGGGUUAAAAAGUAAAAUUAAAAAAACAUUAUGGAACUAUAGUUAUGAUGAAAAAAUAAAAGAAUGUGAUAGUUAUAAAAUGUGUGAAGAUAUAGAUAAUGAUAUUGAAAAGUUAAAAUCCGAAAUUUUAAAAUUAAAAAAAAAAAAAAAAAGUGAAAAAGGAAAUUUUGAUAAAAGAAGUAUAAUCAACUUAAAAUAUGAAAUAAAAAUAUUAAAUAAAAGUAAAAAAAAAAAAAAAAAUAUAUUUUUUAAAGAAUUAAUAGAAAAAAAUAAUGUUGUAUUUUCAACAUGUUCUAGUAGUUCAAAUUAUGAAUUAAAUAAGUUUGUCAAAAUGUCAAAUUUUUUAUUUGAUGUUGUUUGUAUAGAUGAAUGUUGUCAAUGUACUGAACCCUUAUGUUAUAUACCAAUUUCUUUGGCAAAAAAAAAUGUAUUUUUAUUUGGCGAUCACAAACAAUUAUCUCCAUUAAUUAAAUAUAAUAAAAAUCAUAAUAAAUUAAAUAUUACAAUGUUCGAACGUUUGGUAAAUAAAUAUAAAGAAAAUAUAUCAUUUUUGUUAAAUAUACAAUAUAGAAUGAAUCAUAACAUUUUAAUUUGGUCAAAUAACAUUUUUUAUGAAAAUAAAUUAAAUUCACACGAGUCAUGCAAAAAUAUCAAAGUUGAUGGUAUCAUAGGAAAUAAAAAUAAGCAAUUGAAAAAUGGUGAAUAUGAACAAGGGGCGAAAAACAAAAAAAAUCAAAAAAGUAAAAAAAAUCAAAAAAAUGGAAAAAACGGAAAAAAUUCCAACUCUAUUGAUAAUUCAUGUGAAGAACAAAAUGAAAUAAAUUCAGAAGUUGAAAUAAAAAAGUAUGAGUACUAUCCUAUUACUUGGAUAGAGACAGAUGGUUUUGAUGAAUUUUUAGACGACACCAAAAAUGAGGACAUGAUCAAUUUUGAAAUAAAGGAAAAGAAAGGUUGCCAGACAAAAACUAGCGAAAAAAAAAAUGGUAAAACUAUUGUGAAGGGUGACAAAACUGAUGUGAAGAGCGAGGACAACAAACAAGGGAUAGGAAGCAGGAAUGAAUCAGAAAAAAGAGAAGACAAUUUAGAGGCAAUAGAUGCAGUAAAAAUAAAAAGACAGAUUGAAAAUAGUGAUAAAUAUAAUGUUAUUGAUAAAGAUAGCGAAGAAGAUAAACUAUGCAAAUUAAAUGAUGAAGAAUUAAAUAAUAUUGUAAAAAUAAAUGUUGAUGAGAUUAUAAAUUUAAAUAAUAAAUCUAGAGGUAAUAUUGGAGAAGCUUAUUUUAUUUAUAAAUUAAUAGAAUUUAUGAUUCAAAUAGAUAAUAUAUGUGGAAAUGAUAUAUGUAUUAUAACACCUUAUUCUAAACAAAUGAAUAUUUUAAAAAAUAUAUUUUAUGAUAAUUUUUUUAAUAAUAAAAAUUAUAUUAAUGAAUAUAAAAAAAUAGAAAUAUCUACAGUUGAUUCAUUUCAAGGAAGAGAAAAAGAAAUUGUUAUUUUUUCAUUAGUUUGUUCAAAUUAUUUUAAAAAUAUAGGAUUUCUAAAAGACUAUAGAAGAUUGAAUGUAGCUAUUACUAGAGCUAAAAGACAUGUAGUUAUUGUUGGAAAUUCAAACACUAUUUCCAAUGAUGAUGUUUUAAAUGAAUUAUAUGAAACUGUUUUAAAUUAUGGAAAAGUAUAUCUUGUCAAUGAACUUAUAGAUGUAGAAUCAAUGAUCGAUUUAUGUACAUUCUAA
Molecule: messenger RNA, 2835 nt
Organism: Plasmodium yoelii
Lineage: Eukaryota; Apicomplexa; Aconoidasida; Haemosporida; Plasmodiidae
Product: DNA replication ATP-dependent helicase/nuclease DNA2, putative
Exons: 1
Coding region: 1-2835 (944 amino acids)
Molecular function (GO): 5'-3' DNA helicase activity
Source: RefSeq, a predicted model, not a curated record